AGAGAAAUUAUUUUCCGCUGUGUUGUGAUUGGUCAAGUCUGAGUUGGAUUCAAAAUAAGACCGCGACUGUUUUAGCUCCGCGGUGAUAGCCUUUCCAAAGUUGAAGGUAACCAGGGUGGGUAGUUGAAGGUAGCCAGGCUGGUUCGUUGAAGGUAACCAGGGUUGAUGAUGGAGUCUUGCUUCAACACCAGGCGUGAGCAGGUGGAGCCCUUAGGGGUGGAGGACCUGAAGAAGGACCUGUCCAUGGAGUUCAGCACCCUCCCAUACUCUGAGCAGGAUGCGGUGGUGGACGUGAAGGAACAUCUGGAGGUCUACCUGAGGAUCAGACCUUUCACCACAGCAGAGAGCGACAGCACUGAGUCCCAGGACUGUGUGACCAUGGAGUCUCCUGAAACGGUGCUGUUGAAGCCUCCCAGGAACUCGUCUAGACUCAGCGACAAGUCUGUCCCUCAAACCGGCCAACACUUCCACUUCUCAAAGGUGUACGGUCCUGAGACCAGCCAGCUGGACCUGUUUGAUGGCACGGUGAAGGAUCUGGUCAGACAUGUUCUGGAAGGAGGAAACUCUCUGGUGUUCACGUACGGUGUCACCAACGCUGGCAAAACCUUCACCUUCCUGGGUCCCGACGGGGAUGCAGGCCUCCUGCCCCGCUCCCUACAGCUGGUGUUCCGUAGUGUGGAGGAACGCCUCUCCCCGCACAUGGCCGUGAAGCCACACCGCUGCAGAGAGUUCAGUAGACUGACCCGGGAACAGCAGGCUGAGGAGGCCCUGGCCAAGAACACCCUCCUCAAACAGCUCAAAGAGAGUGAAAAGGCCAGUGCCAGCCAGCUGUGUUCCACCAGUCAAAACUCUUCAGAAGGCCCCAGUGUUCUUGGCUCCCUGCUGGAGGACCCAGUGGUGCUGGAUGUUGCCCCAGACACCAGCUUCUCCAUCUGGGUGUCCUUCUGUGAAAUCUACAACGAAAACAUCCAUGACCUGCUGGACGCCGGGCCCCCAGGGGCCCCCCGCCGGGCGGCGCUGCGUCUCUCACAGGACAUCAAGGGGAACUCUUUUGUCAAAGACCUGCGCUGGGUGCAGGUGAACAGUGCUGAAGAGGCAUUGAAGGUGAUGAAGUUGGGCCGGAGGAACCAGAGCUUCGCAUUCACCAAACUGAACCAGUCGUCCAGUCGCAGUCACAGCAUCUUCUCCAUCCGCAUCCUGAGGACGGACCAGGCUGGUGUCCCCAGGGUCGACGGCAUCAGCGAGUUGUCUCUAUGUGACCUGGCGGGGUCAGAGAGGUGUGCUAAGACUCAGAACCGUGGGGAGCGUCUGAAGGAAGCAGGUAACAUCAACACCUCCCUGCUGACGCUGGGGAAGUGCAUCAACGCUCUGCGACACAACCAGCAGUCCAAGCUGCUAAGACACAUCCCGUUCAGGGAGAGCAAGCUGACCCACUACCUGCAGAGCUUCUUCUGUGGUCGAGGCAGAGCCUGCAUGAUCGUCAACGUCAACCAGUGUGCCUCCAUGUACGACGAGACACUCAACGUACUCAAGUUCUCUGCUGUCGCUCAAAAGGUUGUUGUGUUGAACUCCAAAACCCUCCAAAUCAAGUCCCAGAGGGCUGCAAGGGAUGUCUCCUUCCUCAUCAACAACACCGACCAGAAGAGCCUGACUCAACGGAGGAGCUCUCUGAUGGGCUGGGACUCUAGCCUGGAGGAUGUGCAGGAGGAGGAGGACGAUGAUGAAGAGGAAGAGAGCCUAAUGGAGGACACGAUGGAAGAGGGCAGUAAUGGUGAAGAUGAUGAGGAAGAAGACAAGGUUGUUGUGUGUAAAAAGAUCUACCAGAGGCAGGUGGCUCAGCUGAAGGAGAUGCAUGCGUGGCGGGAGGAGCAGCAGAAGCAGAGCCUUCAGCUGGAGCAGCGCAUCAGGGAGGAUGUCAGCUCGGAGUACUCAGCUCUCUUCUAUGAGAUGGAGGGAGACUACAAAGAUCGUUUGGAGAGGCAAAAGGAUAUCUUGGAGGAGAAAACUGAGAAGCGGUUGGAGAUCUUUAAGAACCUGGUGAAGGAGCUGAGCAGCACUGGACCCGGCCCAAAGAAGCAGGCUGACUGGGCUGCCUGUAUGCUUCAGGACUUGGCCGGGAUAAAGCAGGACACCCAGGCCACCCAGACCGCGCUCAGCUGCCUGGGAGAACCAAGCCCUGAGCGGCUGGAGCUGAAGGUGCAGUCAAUGGAGCAACAGCUCAAGAAGUCUCAGGAGCUGUUGGACUCCAAGACAGCUGACCUGCUCCAGCAAACCCAAAUCUCCGAACAGGCCCUGGAGUCCCAUGAGCUGAGGCUGUCCCAGCUGAUGGAGAUGUGUCGGGAGAAGGAUGACAUCAUCUCCAGACUCCAGAAGGUCCUAGACGAGCAGCUGCAGGAUACCAACGUCGCUGGUUCCAGGAAGCGACCGGUGGAGGGAGAGCCGGAAGGGGACUGCCAGCCCCCGUCUAAGAAAGCAGGGAGCCGUGGAGGUGCCGAAGGGAACCCUGAGCGGCAGGCGAGGUCACCCAAGGAGGGGAGUGCUGAGCCCCGGGUGGAGGAGGUGCUGUGUGAGCUCCGGGGGGAGAGGAGGACCAGAGAGGUGGUAUACACUGCCCUGGAGGAGCAGAUGAUGUUAAAACAGGAGGAGAAAAAAAGAAGAGGAAGAGAGGGAUCCCAGAGGAGCAAAGAGGAGCAGGACGAAAACGAGGAGCAGAUCCAGGAGAGAAAGCUCCACAUUCAUAGGCUUGAAAUAGAAGUCGUGGGCCUGAAACAGGAAGUUCUGGGCUUGAAACAGGAAGCAAAGAUUGCUUCAGUUGCUGCACGAGCCGAGGGUGGCUGUGAUCAAUUGAGAGAAGAGAUACUAGAGCUCAAGAAGAAUCUGCUGCGAGAGGGAGAGGAGAAGAAGAAAACGAUGAGGCAGAUGGAGGAUCUGGAGCAGGAGACGUCCCAGGCCACGGAAAGGCUGGUCCAGAGCCAGCGGGAGCAGCAGGCGCGGCGCAGGGAGCUGCUGGCUGCGGCGGAGCACGCCAUCACAGAGAAGGACGCUGAGCUGGAACGCAGAGGCCUCGAUCUCCAAAGGCUAAAGCAGCAGUCCACCCUGGAUUCUGACAGAGUGAAGAGUCUAGAAGUGGACCUCCAGAGAAGAGACGAGGAGACGGCCGACCUCCGUGAGAAGCUGGCCGACUCUAAGAGACAGAUCCAGCAGGUCCACAAAGAGGUGGCAUCGCUGCGCCCGGAGGCGAAGGCUUUGACUCAGAAGCUGACCGAUGCUGAUAAGUUGGUGAAACAGCUGCAGUCCAAAGUGUCGGCCAGCGACCGCUCCAUCCUGCUGCUCACCAAGGAUCACUCCCAACAGACCGCCCUGUACCAACAGGCCUGCCAAGACCUGGAGGCCCAGCGCCGGGUCGUGGGGGACAUGCGCGUGGCUCUCUCGGAGCAGGAGGAGACGCAGCAGCAGCAGGAGCAGCUGAUCCAGGAACUCACACAAGAGCUUGAUCAUCUUAAAGGCUUGUCUGAGAACCAUGGCAACACAAAAGACACGCCCACUCAGAGACUCAGCCAAUUCGAACUCCAACAGGCCAGACAGGAAGUAGUUCAGGCCCAGGAGAGUCUGAAGCUGUGUACUGAUAGACAGCAGACGGACCGGAAGAGAUGGCUGGAGGAGAAGAUGCUUCUGAUUGGUCAGGCUAAGGAAGCAGAAGAGAAGAGGAACCAAGAGAUGAGGAAGUUUGCCGAGGACAGAGAGCGACACGCUAGGGAACACAUCCAACUGGAGAGUGUUUGUGCUGAGCUGGCGGUGAAGGAGCAGGAGAUGGGCCAGUGGAGGAGGGAGAGGGACUCCCUGGUGUCUGCUCUGGAGGUCCAGCUGCUGAAGCUCCUCUCCUGCAACAAAGAGCAGGAGCAGCUGAUCAAGCAGCUCCGCGCUGACCCCGGCCCGCCACCAGAGACUACCCUGGACUCCACCAGCAGAAGCUCAGCAGAGAGGACCAGUUCGGGUUCGGCGGGGUUCCCCUCGGUCCUGGAGUCUUCUCAGAUCUCCACUGAGAAUGGGCGGAGGAGCCGGUUCCCCCGGCCUGAGAUGGAGAUCUCCUUCAGCCCCCUGCAGCCCAACCGCCUGGCUCUGAGAAGGCAGGGGGAGCAGGACUCGGUCACCGUCAAGAUCAGCCGCCCCCGCAAGAGGAGGAGCAACGACAUGGACAGGGAUGAGGCAGAGGUUGAAAACAAAAUAAAUACCAAGACCAAACUGACCCCCAAACAGGAGGAGGGCCCCUCUCCUGGCGGGGGAAGCGUUACGCGCAGCAGGAAGGACGGAGCGCUGCUGAGGAUCGGAGACUUCCUGCAGAGCUCCCCCACGCUGUUCACCUCCGGAGCUAAGAAGGUGAUGAGUCUGGUUAGCAGCUCUUCCUCUUCCUCUGUGAGGGUGAAGAAAAGCAAGAAGAAACUCUACCAGCCACACAUCUCCUCCCCCAUGGACCUUCCCUCCAACCCGUGUCAUUAGCAGCGAUGCCUCAACCAGCACCAAUCAAUCAGACCUGGGCCAGAUCAUCCCUGAGGAGAAGGACAGCGACCACCUCAUCAUCAAGAGGCGCCUCCGAAGCCGGACAGCCAAGUAGCUGCCCCUACUCUCCUCCCCUCUCCCCCAACCCUCCACCCUGAAGUGCAACAGAAGGAGUCUUGGAGGAGUCCAUUCAUCGCGUACUGCUUGGGGAGUACUAAUACGCCAUAAUGCUGUACUAUAUAUAUAUACAUAUCUAUACACAGAUCAAUAUUUGGGCAUGGGAUGCUGCUGUAGGCCGUCUGGGGCAAACAUUAUUAUCAUGAUUAUCAUUUUAUUCUGUUAUCUUCUAACGUCUUCUUCCAAGUCUUGGACCUCAGACCGUCUGCCCGGUCAUGGAUGAACCAAGACUGGAUCUAGUGCGCUAGUGAGGGUCCUGGUUAGAGAGUUAAGGCCCAAUCCCAUUUCUACCCCUUACCCCUUCCCCUUACCCCUCCUCCUUGUUUUGAAGGGGUAAGGCGAAGGGGUAGAAAUGGGAUUGGGCCUUAGUGUCACCCACCCUCUAGGGGUCCUGAUGUUUAGGAUUAUAUUAGGACAUUAUAUAAUGUUAUGAUUCAUGACAUAUAUGAUUAUAUUUAAUCAUAUAUGGGUCUAUAUCUGAUCAUACAUAAUCAUAUUUGAAUGGUGCCCUUCUGUCAAAUAAAAGCAUAAGGAUUCCAGACCAUUUUGAUUCUGAUAAAAAAAGUCUCCAUUAUUAUCGCAUAUACAUAAGUUAAUCAGAAUGUGUACUCUGAACCUUUGUGAAUGGCAUGCUUUAAGUUGACUUUAAUUUCUUUUAAUUUACUGUAUAGACAUGUUCACUUAAGACACGUAGCUGGCGUGGUGCAAGGGAAAUGUUUGCGGCUGCGGGAGUCAAUACCUCCAACAUGUUUAAUAAUUUGUUUGUAUAUUGAUUUGACGGCUCUACGACUCUGAAAACGAGGUCAUCUUGGUUCGAAAGAACUGUUAUAAAGACACCAGCAUCUAGUUCCUCUUCUCAAACCUUGAUAUUUUAUUGGAUGUCACUAUGUGGACCUUGAGUCGGAUGAUUAAAUGUGAUGGGAUGUAAAUAACAUAGCCCAUGUAUAGGUCAAUAACAUGUAGAACAUGUAGCCCAAGCUUAACAACAUCAUGAUAGUUCAACGUCAUGUGGUCAGGAGAAAUAAAAGGUUUAGCCUAACCCACCAACUAUACUGUAUCCUGGGGAUGAUUCGGAAAUUAAAUUGCUAUAAUAAACUGACCUAUAAAUGGUUUUGACUCAGCGAGGGUAGCAUUAAAGCUAAUGCAGCAUCCUCGGCACAUCUGUUUCCUUCACGUGAGCUUUGAGGGACUAGCCUGUUGCUAAUAGGGCAGCAGUAGCUCAGGUGGUGGAGCGGGUUGUAACUGGAAAGUUGGUAGAAAACCCUGAGUAACAGGCACAGAAAGGAGAGAAGGUGGUGAGGGAGGAGAGGGAAAGAAAUGGCAGUAUUGCUCCAUUUAGGGGUUCCUGGACCCUUAUUUGCAGUGUAGAGUAACGAGUGGAAACGUUGGGGAAGAGGAUUUUGUUGUCCAGCUCCCUGCCCAGAUACUGCAGCACAACCCACCCCUCAUGUUCAGCAGCCACGCCUACACUCCCUCAGCCUCCCAGCACACCUCUCCAACCCCAUGGCUCCACUGGGGGAAAAACAAGAAGAGCUCAUCCCAAUCCGGACGGGUUGAAGAGAGCCUCAUGUCUACUGAAUGAGCAGCAUGACCCAGAGGAGCUCCUCCUCUUGAUCCUCGCCCCAAUGCUCAGAGGUCAAAUGAUGGAAAGAAGACGGGAAACCCAGAUAGAAACGUUGUUGUAUGGUUACCUGUUACCUGUUCUGUAUUUAUCAUAAAGUUAUGUUACUUUUUAUAGAUGUUAUAUUUAGAAAACUUCUUGCUGUGAACAAUAAAAUGUGGAUGUGCCUUGUUACAGAU
Molecule: messenger RNA, 6474 nt
Organism: Gadus morhua (Atlantic cod)
Lineage: Eukaryota; Metazoa; Chordata; Actinopteri; Gadiformes; Gadidae
Gene: kif20ba
Product: kinesin family member 20Ba
Exons: 38
Coding region: 166-4497 (1443 amino acids)
Biological process (GO): mitotic spindle assembly; spindle elongation; microtubule-based movement
Cellular component (GO): spindle microtubule; mitotic spindle; nucleus
Molecular function (GO): plus-end-directed microtubule motor activity; ATP binding; microtubule binding
Source: RefSeq, a predicted model, not a curated record